AUGGGAUCCUCUAUUGGAUCUGCUGGUGGUGCAACUGGGGCAACUCUGGGACGUCCUUGUCCCCUACCUCGAACCGGUGCCCUCCCCCAGCCUCUACCUCGGCCUCCCGCAACAAGGGGAGCAGCUCCUUUCGGGUCCGGAACAUCUUCCUCGCGCAUUCUCACCGUCUUACCUGAUAACACCAUGGAUCUUGGUUUGGCUGCCCAACUCUUGAAAACUUGUUCCAAAAGUACCGCAAUGACGUUUUUGGAUCAGAAUAUAUCUUUCAUGGUUGACUACCAGUUCUUUAGACAGAUCAUGUUACAAAAAGGCAUUCUGAAGAUAGAUCAGGAGCUUACCUUGGAUAAGUCUAGUACUCCAAUUGUCUCAGGUUUUGCUACCAACGAGAAUGCCUUCAGACAGAGUUUUGCAAAUGCAAUGAUAAAAAUGGCAAGUGUUGAUAUUGUUGUCGGAAGUGCUAGAGAAUUUAGGAAAUAUUGUGGAUCCUUAAUCCAGCAAAUCGGAAGGGUCGCAAGGUUCUUUAGGAAGCACAGGUUAUGA
Nicotiana tabacum (common tobacco) is the source of this 540-nucleotide messenger RNA. The record is from RefSeq and is a predicted model, not a curated record. Lineage: Eukaryota; Viridiplantae; Streptophyta; Magnoliopsida; Solanales; Solanaceae.